UAAAAGUUUUCUAUCCGGUCGUCACUGGUCGGAAACCAGUUGUGCUACCAACUGUGAGGCGGUACACCUUGGGGUCAGUAUAGUGGGUUGUAUGAUCGAUGUAUUCCUUAGCUAUGGCCCAUGAUGUAGGGUGAUCUAUGUGCUUGUAGUACUGGAUGCCUCAGGCAUGUCUCAUACCGUCCGUCACUCCCUAUUUCUUCAUUCCUCCUCUCUUGACUCGGUGUAUUGGGACGAAGUCACGAUGGUGUUACGGUGUGGUUGCCCGCCUACAGAUAGGUACCUACCUAGCAUCACAUAGGUAGGUAGUAGUUCAGCAACAGUCAGUCUCCUUGUCCACAACAUUAUUAUUGCUUUAUGUUAGGCGAGCGCUACAGAAGCUUUCACUACCUAAUUAUACCGCCAAUUGCCGCUGACCUGCUUGCCAGGUCAAUCUCGCCCCAAAUGUCAAGUGUACAUUGUCUCUGCUUUUCCCUCCUAAGAUGAAAUGUGGAUAUCAUCUUGGCAUGUCUCAUGGUGGAGACGGCUCGUGGGCAGCCGCCACAAAAGUACAUUUACAUUGCGGCGGUCAGGGUCGUCAUCAGGGAUGGCCUUCCAUAGGUAUUGCUCCCUGUGGCAUGCCAGCUCACAAUCAGGAUGCAUCAUGGGUCCACAGAGACAAACCCAAUGCGACGGAGGGGGAUGGAGGGAAGGAGGCGAAUCAGAUGAAAACCCAGCACGAACGAAACCAGGCGGUAAACGGCAGGACAGGCAUCGCGGGAGUUCCGGCCUUUCAGUCCCCAUCAACGUACCCAGUAUUGUCAGGCACCCGGGUGACAAAGUGGAUGGCCGGUUGCCAUGUGGUAAUGUCUGAGGGAAGGAAAUAUCGGGUCUGCCCCCAAGUCGCCAGGUUGACAAGCCCCAUCAGAUCUGGCGUGGCGUGUGGCGACCUUGUUACCUACCUAGGUGCCUAGUUAAAGGUAGGUAGGUAGUAGUCAGCAAACCACAGAGUACCUUGCACACCUGCUCGCACGGACAAAGCAUAGCGGCAAUAAGAGGAG
This is a messenger RNA of Colletotrichum navitas, 1037 nucleotides long. RefSeq lists its product as uncharacterized. The transcript has 2 exons. Bases 480 to 950 code for a protein of 156 amino acids. The record is from RefSeq and is a predicted model, not a curated record. Lineage: Eukaryota; Fungi; Ascomycota; Sordariomycetes; Glomerellales; Glomerellaceae.